AUGACUCUGACUUCUGUGGUUUCCUGGAGUCUGGUCUCAGGCUAUAAAACCUUGCUGGGAGCAGGACGAGACCCCAGACGCAGCCCCACCUCUAAGGGAUCCACUGAAGCCCAGAAGGCUGUGAUGGAGCACCUGCAGACUCUCCUGCUGUCCCUCCUGCUGGUGAUGUGCCCCCCAGCCAGCACCAAUUAUUCCUGGAAGUGGAAGGAGAGAGGAGGAGAAGCCAAGGAAGCCUCCAGGGCACACCCCACACCCUACAUGGCCUACCUGCAGGGGAAGGACAAGAACUUCUGCGGGGGCUUCCUCGUGGCCCCCGGCUGGGUGAUGACGGCGGCUCAGUGCCUCGUCCACAAACCUCUGACUGUCAUCCUGGGAGCCCACACGCUCCAGAGGAGAGAGGACAGCUGGCAAACCUUCGAGGUCAAGGAGUACCACUGCCACCCGGGUUUUACAAGCCCUAAGAAGGGAAAUGACAUCCUUUUGCUGAAGCUGAAUGGCAAUGCCACCAUCAACGGCCACGUCAGGCCCAUUUCCUUUGAGAAAUCCAAAGUUCGUGGUGGGAGCGAGUGCAGCGUGGCUGGCUGGGGCUACAGGACAGCCGCUGUCACCCUGCGUGAGGCCACUGUCACCGUCAUCAGGCAAAGGGACUGCCUCAGCCACUACCCAGGACUCGCUGACAACUUGAUUUGUGGCCGCAGCAGAUCCUCUGGGGUACCUGAAAAGGGUGAUGCUGGGGAUCCGCUGGUCUGCAACAACAAAGCCUAUGGCAUCUUCUCCUACAGACACAACAACUGGCCUGGCUUCUACACACACAUCGCUCCUUUCCUCCCCUGGGUCAACAGCGUCAUGAAGUCAGCGUGA
Messenger RNA from Pseudopodoces humilis (Tibetan ground-tit), 861 nucleotides. Its product is annotated as granzyme E-like. Gene Ontology annotation, molecular function: serine-type endopeptidase activity. The record is from RefSeq and is a predicted model, not a curated record. NCBI's taxonomy places the organism in Eukaryota, Metazoa, Chordata, Aves, Passeriformes, Paridae. Gene Ontology annotation, biological process: proteolysis.